AUCGACGUCACAUCAGUGUUGCUGUGCGUACCAAACAAGAUGGCAGACGGUGUGUGUGCGGAAGGGACGGCUAAUAGUGUUAAGGAUUCUGUGGCGAAGCAGACUGUGGAUUUGCUCAGUAUUUCACGUAAAGAUUGUUUAAAUUCCAAUACAUUAAAAUCAUCGUUUUAUAUUCACGGUGACAGUGGAGAGUUGUGCUCGAGUUUUCGAAUCGAUGGCGUGGUGGGACUGGGUGUGCGCGCUUCUGCUAUGCUUUGUGGUGCUAGCUCGGAAUUUUGUACAAAUAAUGGAGAUAAUUGCAGGAAGAAGCGGUGUGCGGACAGAUACGACAGUUCCGAAAGCUCAGACAGGGACAGAGGAAUACCGCUGAAGACCUCGGUCAGGGUAGUCGGUUUCCGGGUCGAAUUCGAACCCGGGACCUCCCGAAUAUGAAGGAGUGCUGACCAGUCGCCCACGUAGUUGUCAAAGGCUCUGGGAUUUAACCACGUUUUCUAUUUUGGAUUUCGACCUUGGUUGAACAGAAGCAUCCCAGAGUGAUCGCAGGAUACGGAUGUAUAUUUAUUUCUUAAGUGGGCCUGCUCUUCGUGUAAUUGAAAAUAAUAAGUAAAUUCGAAGAUGUGCA
Molecule: messenger RNA, 622 nt
Organism: Zootermopsis nevadensis
Lineage: Eukaryota; Metazoa; Arthropoda; Insecta; Blattodea; Termopsidae
Source: RefSeq, a predicted model, not a curated record